AUGCCUUUCUUUGGUAUUGUGCUGCUACUCGCCAUGGCCUAUCCUGCCACCUCAUGCAAUGAGCAGGAGAAGAGCUCCCUACUCCAGUUCCUUACUGAACUAUCACAUGAAGAUGGUGUCGCCAUGUCCUGGCAGGAUGGCACGGACUGCUGCAAGUGGGAAGGCAUCACCUGCAAUGAAAGUGAAGCAGUUAUUGAGAUCUCUCUGGCAUCUAGAAGCCUAGAAGGCAGCAUCUCACCGUCCCUUAGCAAGCUCAAUGACUUGUUGAGGCUCAAUCUGUCAUACAACUCACUGUCUGGUAGCCUGCCAUCAGGACUAAUAAUGUCGUCUGGCAACAUCACUGUUCUUGAUGUGAGUUUCAACCGUCUCAGUGGCAACCUGCAAGAGCCUCUUCUGUCAAUCACAGAGCAUCCAUUGCAAGUACUCAACAUCUCAAGCAACAUGUUUACAGGAGAAUUCCCAUCCACAAUUUGGGAGAAAACAAGAAAUCUUAUUGCUAUCAAUGCAAGCAACAAUAGUUUUCAAGGAUGUAUACCAUCUUGUUUCUGCAUCAGCUCAUCAUCCUUUUCAGUGCUUGACCUUUCCUUCAACCAAUUCAGUGGCAGCUUUCCAGCUGGUUUAGGUAAAUGCUCUGAACUUAGAAUAGUCAAGGAUGGCCACAACCGCCUCAGUGGAUCCCUCUCAGAAGAGUUCUUCAACGCUACAUCAUUAGAGCACCUCUGUUUCCCAAACAAUGGUUUGCAUGGAUUACUUAAUGGUGCACACAUAUUGAAGCUUAGAAAUCUGGCUAACCUUGAUCUUGGAGGUAAUAUGCUAAAUGGCAAGAUUCCAGAGUCUAUAGGCCAGCUCAAGAGGCUGUUGGAGCUCCAUUUGAACAACAAUAACAUGUCUGGGGAGUUGCCAUCAGCUCUAAGCAAUUGCACAAAUAUCAUAAUGAUUGAUCUCAAGAGCAACAACUUUAGUGGAAAGCUUCAGAAAAUCAACUUCUUCAACCUGCCCAAUCUACAAGCAUUAGAUCUUCUGUACAACAACCUCACUGGCACAAUUCCAGAAAGCAUAUACUCAUGCAACAACCUAAUUGCAUUGCGGCUAUCCAGCAACAACUUACAUGGGCAGCUUUCACCGAGAAUAAGCAAUUUGAAAUCUCUUGUUUUCAUAUCACUUGGUGCCAACAAUUUUACAAAUAUUACUAAUACGCUUCAUAUCCUGAAGGACUGUAGGAAUCCACCACCCUACUUAUCGGGACCAGCUUCAAGGGAGAUUGUUCAGUUGAAAUCGCUUCAGAAGCUCAUUUUCAGCUUCAACGGCUUGUCAGGAGAGAUUCCACAGCAGCUCAGCAAGCUUACAAAUCUGCAAGUGCUAGACUUGUCUAGCAACCAUUUAACAGGUGCAAUCCCAUCAGCACUGAGCAACUUGCACUUCCUCUCUGAAUUCAAUGUUUCUCAUAAUGACCUGGAAGGGCCUAUUCCGAGUGGAGGCCAGCUUAGUACAUUUCCAAGUUCUAGCUUUGAUGGGAACCCAAAGUUGUGCGGGAUUAUAGUUGCUAAACUCUGUGGCUCAGUUGAAGCACCUACAGUCUCUGUUCUGUCCACAGAAAAAAUGGACAAAAGGAUCGCCCUUGUGAUUGCUUUUGGGCCUUUCUUUGGUGUAGGGGUGCUAUAUGAUCAAAUAGUUUUGUCAAGGUAUUUUGGUUAG
Miscanthus lutarioriparius is the source of this 1695-nucleotide messenger RNA. NCBI's taxonomy places the organism in Eukaryota, Viridiplantae, Streptophyta, Magnoliopsida, Poales, Poaceae. The record is from the annotation of a GenBank genome assembly.